AUGAGCGAGUGGGCGCCUGGUCAUUUUGGAGAAGACCAUGAGGCGAGCUCUCCAGACUCCUCCGUGGACUCCAUGUGCUCUUCCCCGGAGAUGUUCUAUCCAGGCGGGUCUCGGGACUCGGAGUUCUCCUUUGGUUUCGGUGGACGCAGGACUUCCAGCGGCGCGCACCGGCAGAUCAAGUCGAAGAUGUCCACCAAGAGGCGCAUGAAGGCCAGCGAGAGGGAGAAGCUGAGGAUGCGGUCCCUGGCGGAAGCCUUGCACCAGUUGAGGGAUUACCUGCCCCCGGAUUACACCAAGAGAGGACAGCCGCUCACCAAAAUACAGACCCUCAAAUGCACCAUAGAAUACAUCAACAAACUUUCGGACAUUUUAAGCCAUGCGUAA
This is a messenger RNA of Knipowitschia caucasica, 384 nucleotides long. The record is from the annotation of a GenBank genome assembly. Lineage: Eukaryota; Metazoa; Chordata; Actinopteri; Gobiiformes; Gobiidae.